AAGAGAUCCCUUGUGGAUACUGUAAAAAGAAAAGUAAUUAUGAUUUAUGACAAGAAAACAACAAAUGUGAAGUGUUGUGUUUGAUGUUCAACAAAUCAGCUCUUAUCGUCAUUUUUUCUACUAUUACCAUUUUCAGUGUUGAAUUUUGAGUUUGCCAAGCUUAGUACUUUUCAUUUUCUGGGCAAAUGAAAAAAAGUUACAAUCUUUAAUUGCAUUAUUAGUUUCCCUAUUUGUGUGGAGUUUUGGGGUUCUUUUCAAUUUGUUUCUUCUUCACUCAUUCUGAAGAAAAAUAAACAUGUUUGGGUUCUCUCGUAGGCACAAGAAACUAAGCAGAGUGAAGGUUCAGCUUUCUGACACCACACAAGGAACUAGAAGUCCUAUUAGGUACCCUAAACGAAAUGGGAACUCCAAUGGUGAUGGAGUUGCAGGGACAAGUGGUCAUUCUGAGGAAAUUGAUUGUCAAUUUUCAUCUACUGCACCUGAGAUAAGUAAUUGUGUAUCAGGUAGUUCAGAGAAUUGGAUGGUGUUGUCAAUUGCAGGGGAUAAACCCACUCCUAGAUCCUAUGUCCGGUCAUAGGUCAUUUUGUUGAAGUAUUAUACCUAUGAUCUGUUAUGGUGAAGUGUUGGCUACUGAACUAUUACUCAUUGGAAUAGCAUGCAGCAUGUGUGAUUGAGAAUAAGAUGAUAGUGGUUGGUGGUGAAUCUGGGAAUGGAUUGUUAGAUGAUGUGCAGGUUCUAAAUUUUGACACAUUUUCAUGGACCACAGCUUCAUCCAAACUAUACUUGUCGCCAAGUAGUCUGCCUCUACAGAUUCCAGCUUGCAAGGGUCAUUGUUUGGUUUCAUGGGGAAAAAAGGCGCUCCUCAUUGGAGGGAAAACAGACCUAGGAAGCGACAAAAUUUCUGUAUGGGCAUUUGAUACCGAGACAGAGUGUUGGGCACUCAUGGAAGCAAAGGGAGACAUACCGAUUGCUCGCAGUGGCCAUACAAUUGUUAGGGCUAACUCUACUUUGAUAUUGUUUGGGGGAGAAGAUUGCAAAAGGAGGAAACUAAAUGAUCUACAUAUGUUUGAUCUCAAGUCCUUGACAUGGCUUCCACUUCACUGCACGGGAACAGCGCCUUCUCCAAGAUUCAACCAUGUUGCAUCUCUUUAUGAUGGUAAAAUUCUUUUUAUAUUUGGAGGAGCAACAAAAUCUAGGACCUUCAAUGACUUGUAUUCACUUGACUUCGAAACGAUGGCUUGGUCAAAAAUAAAGGUGCAUGGUUUCCAUCCAUCACCAAGAGCUGGUUGCUGUGGUGUUUUAUAUGGCUCUAAGUGGUAUAUUACAGGUGGUGGAAGCAGGAAAAAACGACAUGGAGAGACUUUGAUAUAUGAUAUUCAAAAAAGUGAAUGGUUGGUAGAAAUUGCAUCACAUCCUUCUUCUAUCACAACCAACAAGGGUUUUAGCCUGGUACUUGUGCAGCACAAGGAAAAGGACUUUCUUGUUGCAUUUGGGGGAUCCAAAAAAGAGGCAUCAAAUCAGGUGGAAGUGUUGAAAACUGAAAAAAUUGAAUCAACUUCCAGAAGACAACCGACUACUACCAAAUGUCCAGGACCUAUAACCAAAAAACAUUCAUUAUCCACUAAACUUAGAAACGAAUCUUCCCAACGUUUCAACAACUCUUUUGCUCGACGAAAUAUGGCACCUACAAUUGAACAUGGUUCUGAAAGGAAAUCUCUGUCAGAAUCUUUGCUUGUAGAAGAUUCCGGUUCUCUCCCUACCAACAUAUCCCUUCACAGUCAAUUUGAUCAUGAGGAAGCAUUCAAUGUGCAUGAUAGGAUUGGCAAGCAUUCGGAAGAUGAAAGUUCUUUUCCUCAGGCAGCAGAUGGUAGAACAAAUCAAAAUGACCCUGGACAUCAGAUGAACACAAGAGGAGCCAAAACCAACAUAGAGCAACCGGUUUUGGUAUCUGGAGAUUCACUUCAGAAAAAUCUAGGUUUUGGAAAUUCUUUGCUAGAAAGUGAUCACGAGUCAUUCCCUGAAAAUAGUAAAUCAGGAUCACUGUCUACUGCUUCAAAUAUAUAUGAUUAUUAUGAAACCAAAGUGUCCUCCCUAAUAAGAAAAUUCGGCAUUCUUGAGGCACAAUUGCUAGCUGCAAUAGCAAGCAAAGAAGCUUCUGAAAAAAAUUUAGCAUCUGCUUUCAAAAGUAGGCAAGAGAUGGAUAACAAAUUGACUGACACACUAAAGGAGAUUGAAUUACUGAGAGAGAAGCUAGCUGGUGCAGAGUUAGCUCAAGAAGAUGCCAGCAACCUAUCUAACAUUGUCCACUCCGACAAUGUAAGACUUGAACAUGAUGUGGCUUUUCUCAAGGCUAUUUUAGAUGAUACACAAAAGGAAUUGCACUCAACAAGAGGAGUUCUCGCAGGAGAAAGAGCCAGGGCUUUCCAAUUACAGGUUGAAGUUUUUCAUCUCAAACAGAGGCUGCAAUCAAUGGAAAAUAGAGCACCUACUCCCAGGAAACCUUUUCAUGUGUAGUGAGGCGUCCUCAAUGGUCAUAUAUAACAGUCAAUUUCGGCAAACCAAAAUGAUGAAACAAAGCUCCUAUUAUUAUGAGGACAUAUUAGGGAACUGCAUUUUGAGGGUGGCAUUGAAGGCUUGUACAACCUCCAAAGAUGCAGUGUUACUUCAUUAAUAGAAUGCUUUUUGGUCAGAUCAAAUGUGACAGAGUUGAAUCCAUACAGAAUUAAGAUUUAAAACAUUUAGGAUUAAUUGAAAAGGCUAAAUAUUAGUUUAUAGUUUGUCGUUCUUAACUGUAAUUGCAUUAUGAUGUAUUUAACAACAUAAUAUACAGUUUGUAAUAGUAUUUACUCCCCAAGUAUAAGCAAAAUUAGCUUAUAUUUUUUGGAAUAAAAUAUGCAUAAAAAAA
Cicer arietinum (chickpea) is the source of this 2905-nucleotide messenger RNA. RefSeq lists its product as uncharacterized. NCBI's taxonomy places the organism in Eukaryota, Viridiplantae, Streptophyta, Magnoliopsida, Fabales, Fabaceae. Gene Ontology annotation, molecular function: protein binding. The record is from RefSeq and is a predicted model, not a curated record.